Messenger RNA from Girardinichthys multiradiatus, 2275 nucleotides. RefSeq names its product cyclin-G2-like. Gene Ontology annotation, cellular component: nucleus; cytoplasm; cyclin-dependent protein kinase holoenzyme complex. Lineage: Eukaryota; Metazoa; Chordata; Actinopteri; Cyprinodontiformes; Goodeidae. The record is from RefSeq and is a predicted model, not a curated record. The coding region runs from base 148 to 1155 and encodes 335 amino acids. Gene Ontology annotation, biological process: regulation of cyclin-dependent protein serine/threonine kinase activity; mitotic cell cycle phase transition. Gene Ontology annotation, molecular function: cyclin-dependent protein serine/threonine kinase regulator activity. The transcript has 8 exons.
CUUGUUUAUUAAGGGUGUCGCUCUUGGUAUGGGAUCGAGCGUACUUGAUAUUUGUUUUUUAUUAAUCGCAGUGAUCAGAAUGGAACAAUGAGACGGUGAAGGUUACAGUUCAGUGGCAGAGCUGCAUGUCGGCGCUUCUGGACGAGGAUGAGGGAUCUUCAGGGUAUUAACAGCUUGCUCUUGAAGGAGCUGAAAUUAUGCAGUGCGAAAGAGUACAACUUUCUGCCCAGGGAAACAGGCCUGAACCUGAUGGAGUCCACAUCCCCGGAGAUUCACAGUGGAGUGUCUGCAAAAUGCAGAGACAACAAGGUGGAAGAACUGUGGAGCCUGACCAGUUUCUUUGGCUACAGGACUCAAACUUUUGUGCAAGCCGUCAAUUUGCUCGACAGAUUUCUCGCCAUCAUGAAGGUGCAGCCCAAACACGUGCCCUGCAUCGGAUUGUGCUGUCUGCACAUCGCUGCCAAAAUGGUCGAGGAGGAGAGCAAUGUCUCACCCACUCAUGAACUCAUUCGCAUCAGCCAAAGCAGGUUCACCGUGUCCGACCUCAGCCGCAUGGAGAAAAUUAUUUCGGAGAAACUCUGCGUGGAUCCCAACGUUGUAACAGCCCUGACCUUCCUGCACCUCUACCACUCGGCCGUCGCCUCUCUGCUUGCUGAAAGGGAGGAGAUCCCAAGCAUUGGGAGGCUGGAAGCGCAGCUAAAAGCUUGCUUAUGCCGGCUUGUUUUCUCUAAAGCAAAACCAUCGGUGCUGGCACUGUCCCUCAUUGCCCAGGAGUUUGAAGCACUACAGUCUGCCACGUUGUUGAAGAUUAUCCAGCAAUUUCAAAAGCAUCUAAGGAUCGGUGACAGCGAGCUCCUCCACUGGAAGGAACUCGUGGCCAAAUGUAUGAUUGAAUACCACUCGAGUGAAUGCAACAAACCAGACAACAAGAAGCUCGUUUGGGUCGUGUCCCGGAGAACCGCACAAAGUCUGCAGACUUGUUACUUCAGUGUUCCCGGUCUGCCGACUAUUCCUGAGAUGAGCUGGGAUGAAAGCGACAGUGAGGACUCCUGUGAGGACCUGACUAGCGGCGAAGACAGUCCAUGCGGCUCUUUAGGAAGUGAUGGCGAAGGAGCCUUCUUCCCCUCCUCAUUCCACAACUGUGCAGAGGGCUGACCAAUGGGAAGACAUCUGCUAUGUCUUUCAAUUUAAUACCUUUCUGGAGCAGGCUUGUGUGUUAAUGUGCAUGUUUUGGAUGUUAAAGGUGAAUUUGUUUUCCUGGUGUUACUCCUGCUAGACCCUGCCCUUAAUCUCAGUACACCUAAGCCUGCAUCUACUUUGUAAAUUUACAACAACAACAAAAAAAAAAACAGGCUGAUGCAUCAUCAGCUGUACCUGAUUAUUUUUAUAUCAGUAUGGCUAUGUAUCCUGUUAGGGGAGGAAAAAAGUUAAAACCAAACUACAUCAGAAUACAUCCAACUAGAUCUUUGAAUGGUUGUUAUGGCAAUAAAAUAUUUGUAACAAAGAAAUUACUUCUGCUUGUGAGUGUAGUGGCUGGAGUAGCUCCCACCUCUUGUUUGACAGGGUUGUUAGCCCUACUUUUCAGCUUGAACACAUGCAGAGUAGGGAUAGGGUUGAGGGGUAGAUGGAGAUUUGUCCUAUUUGUGUAUAUGCAAAAUGUUAGAUUGUCUACAAUAAAGUGCCUAUGUUAAAUAAGCUUGCUUUCUGCUUCAGUAAUAAAUAUGUGACAUACAGCAUCUUAAAAAUGCAGUCUAGGAAAGUGUAAUACUUGUGGCAGCUUGAUAAUAACAAAACCUUAAAAGUCGUCUUCCAAGUUAUUUCUCUCUGUGUUUUUGUCCAACUGUGACACAUGUAAGGAGAAAUGGUGAAGCACAAAAGACUCAAGGAUGCCUAUGUUGCACAUACCAGCCACCAUCCUCAGUAGCUGUUUUUUAUUUUUUUGUUUACUGUUUUUUACCAUUUAAUAGCAUGCAGUGUUCUGUAUAUACACACGUAUGUUUCCUCACAUUAUUCCCGUUUGUCAUUGCAAUGUUAUUAUGACUAAACUGUAAAUAGAUGAUGCAUUCAAAUGUGAAUAUGCUCGUUGUUCAUGUUAACCAAGAUAAGCUCACAUCAGUGACAAAAUGUAAAAUGUAAAACAAAAUUUAAAGAACAUGUAAAAGAAGUGAUAAAAAUGUUUUUGUGAUGUCUCAUACCAGUUACUGUACUUAUAUUUUAUGUGGAAUACAGAGAAAUGACACAAAUAACCCGUAUAAAUAAAAAAAUAUAUUUUUUA